CUUGAGAGCCAGAGUGCUGGUAUCUCCCACAUAUCUUUGCCCAAGUAAAAAUGUCUCAGCCUGGAAAACGCAUUACUAAAAGAAGUUAUAGCUGGUUCAAGAAAUUUCAGUAUGAUCCAGACAGAGACUCACCAAGCGAUGCUAGAAAUGUUUUGCUAGUAGUUGUGGCCUUGAUUGCAGCAGUGACUUUCCAGGCUGGGGUGAACCCUCCUGGAGGGGUCUGGCAAGAAGGAGAUCGUGCAGGAAGAGCAAUUUAUGCAUCUAAAACGGGUGCAUACUAUGUUUUCUUGUUAUCAAACACUUUGGCUCUCUCCACUUGUAUACUUGUCAUUACAUCUCUCACUUACAGGUUCCCUUUCCAUUUUGAAAUAUGGGUUGCUACAGCUUCAAUGAUGAUAACUUAUGCAUCUGCGGUUUUUGCUGUUACUCCUCAUGAAUCCGUGCGUUUUCGCUAUCUUUUGAUUGCAGCUUCAGUGCCUUUUGUGAUGAGGUGUUUUGGUUAUUUCUUCAAGAAGUACUGUAUGAGUAAGUACGGUAUGAGUCAGAAUGAGAGUCAAAUAGGAAGUCAGGAAGAAGGAUUAAAGGAUGGGCAAGCAGGUCAAGUGUAGAUUUUCUAUAUUUUUGUAGAUUAAGCCCAUGCUAAUGUGGACUUAAUUUUCAUUUCUAAAUCCGUAGUAAAGCCUCCAGUUGUAGCAGCCUUGCUGUUAUUGUCAGCUCUUGUAGUCUUUUAUUAAGUGAUAACUAGCCAGGUAUUUUCCCGUGUUGCUGUGAUUAAAUAAAGAUUUUCCUGUUUCUUUUUUUUAUAA
This is a messenger RNA of Populus euphratica (Euphrates poplar), 806 nucleotides long. RefSeq lists its product as uncharacterized. The coding region runs from base 51 to 608 and encodes 185 amino acids. Gene Ontology annotation, cellular component: plasma membrane. The record is from RefSeq and is a predicted model, not a curated record. NCBI's taxonomy places the organism in Eukaryota, Viridiplantae, Streptophyta, Magnoliopsida, Malpighiales, Salicaceae. The transcript has a single exon.